This is a messenger RNA of Melanotaenia boesemani (Boeseman's rainbowfish), 1690 nucleotides long. RefSeq lists its product as uncharacterized. Bases 13 to 1275 code for a protein of 420 amino acids. NCBI's taxonomy places the organism in Eukaryota, Metazoa, Chordata, Actinopteri, Atheriniformes, Melanotaeniidae. The transcript has 3 exons. The record is from RefSeq and is a predicted model, not a curated record.
CUUUGAGCCAAGAUGCAUCGCUCUGCACAAAAGUCCAAACUUGAUAAGUCCAAGAGGCCGUCUAUCAAAGAGACAACACCUACAAAGCAUGAUCUAGGAAUAGAAGAUUCACACUCUAGUGGCUUCACCCAGGCUGAGUGGAGCAAUAUGUUGAUCCAGGAAGAUGGAGAUGAAGCAGUGGGGGAAAUAAUGGAUGAAUUGCUAAGGAAGGUCAUGGACAAGUGUUAUAAGGUGUACAUGGAAAAACAGCUUGCACCUUUCUCAGUUUCCUGGGCCAAGAGUUACAUUGCACAGACUCUAGAGCACCAAAUCUUUUACACAGAAGAGGCAGAACCAUUUAAAGGAUGUAUAACAGAGGAUUCUGAGCCUGUCCCAGCAAUUCCAGACUUCUGGGCUCCAGGAUGUGUGCCUGUUGUACAUGCCACCCAUCAGCCACAAUGCAUCACACAGGAGGAGGCUGACAGUGACUGUGCUCCAAUACAAACAAAGUCAAGUUUCGGAAAGCAACAUGAUAUUGUUUCCCUAAAAACAUUCCCCAUAAAGCAAGAUGAAGAAAAAAGUCCCAGAAAAUAUGACAGUGACAUAUACUGUAAUGUGCUUAGUCCAAGUCCCCUACCAAAAAUUAGUAGUAACAAAAAACAGUAUGUGAAUAAUACUUCCAAAAGUGGCCCCAGAAAAUUACUUCCUUCCCUGUCCUGCUCAAAUGCAAACAAUAAUGUGGAGGUAGAGGGUAAAAAAAUGGAAUACUCUGCUGAUAAACAGAAGAAGGCAUUGCUACGCGAACACAACAACCACAAGCCUAUACAAAAGCUGGAUCCACUUUCCUUGCCUCGAAAUUGGAUAUCUCUUCAGUAUGAGAUUGUAGAUAACAACACAAAACCCAACCCCAAAAAACUCAGUGGACCACUUAGACCUGAACAAAAAUCCAAUAAGCAGCAAAGAACACCUAAGCCACCAACCAGUUCCAAGGAUCAGCCAGAAAGAUAUCAGAGGAGAAAUGAGGAUGAUGUCUGCCUGUCUAAACAUGAAAAGGAGCGGCAUGCAAUUUCUGGGCCUGUGAACCUGGACGCAAUGGUCUUAGCCAAGGGGGUUUCACUCUUAGAUCCUGAGGAUGGUGAAAAGAAAACUCUGGAAUUUAACUACCCGUCACGGUCUGCCGAGCUAAAGCUGAUAAAAAUGUAUCCACCUGUCCCACCAUAUUCAGCUGAUCAAGUUACUGCAGGUCCACCACCUCGGGUCGUCCCACUGUCUCAGUCCACAAACUGCAACAGCUGAUUUUAAAUUUAAGGAAGUGUCUACACGUGUUUUCAGAGCUCAUUGAACAGCAUGUUAAUGAAAUAAUAAAAAUCACUCACACAAGUACUCAUCAUAUUGUGUCUGCUUUAGGCAAAGUUGUAAAAAAAAAAGGAUAAAACAUGGUCUGUAAAGGUUCUGGCUCUAUACAUGAAAGUCAUUCUACAUAUAUAUUUUGUAUAAUGUAUUACCAAAACAUAUGAACCAGUGUUACACCUGUAACAGUGUAAAAUCAUUACAAUAUGUGUAUUAAUCUAUAAUCUACUAAUACACUACAUUAGAGUAUGCAUAAUUAAAUGGAUAAUGGAUUUGUUGUUUCAAGAUAAGGUUUUUUGUUUAUAUUCUAAUGACUUUCUUUUGUAAUAAAAGGAUUUAUUUAGCUUUAAAUAUGUUGUUC